Messenger RNA from Amphiprion ocellaris (clown anemonefish), 688 nucleotides. RefSeq names its product late endosomal/lysosomal adaptor, MAPK and MTOR activator 5 (gene lamtor5). Bases 105 to 380 code for a protein of 91 amino acids. Gene Ontology annotation, cellular component: Ragulator complex; lysosome; cytoplasm. Lineage: Eukaryota; Metazoa; Chordata; Actinopteri; Pomacentridae. Gene Ontology annotation, molecular function: guanyl-nucleotide exchange factor activity. Gene Ontology annotation, biological process: cellular response to amino acid stimulus; positive regulation of TORC1 signaling. The transcript has 4 exons. The record is from RefSeq and is a predicted model, not a curated record.
ACGGUCACCUGACUGCACCCGGAACCGUUAAGGAAGUAGACAACAACAAGAGCAGGUCUUCAUGCAGAAAACUUGAAUUUCGGAGUUCUUUGGGAGUGAUAACAAUGGAGUCGACCCUCGAACAGCAUCUUGAUGAUACCAUGAAGAACCCAGCAGUGGUCGGUGUGCUCUGUACGGAUCAGCAAGGACACAACCUGGGCUGCCGUGGGUCCCUGUCGGAUGAACAUGGUGGAGUCGUGUCAGUUUUGGCCAAACAAGCUGCAGCUCUGACCAGAGACCCGACCGACACCCCGACCGUGUGUCUGGAGUCUGAGUCAGGAAACAUCCUGGUGAGGAGUCACGGCACCAUCACAGUAGCAGUUCACAAGAUCGCAUCCUGAAGACAACCACUGACGAGUUUCAUUGUAAAGAAAGUCACACAAUCUGAGAAAGAGGAAUCUGGAGUUUCUACACUGAUGUGCUGUGUUUUUUUGUAAAUUCAUAUUCCAAAAGCUUGUUAACUUUGUGUGCUCUUCCUCUCUUUCUGUAAGUAAUGCUCUUCUACUGAUGUCAUGUACAGAACAGGGCUUGCCUCAUGCUGAAUGCAGCCGUGCUGUUGCUGCUGUGUGUGUCUCUUGUGUUGUCUUUUAUUCCCAGGCAGUCAUGCACAGUCAUGAACAACCCUUAAUAAACUUUAACCUGACUGUGA